UUCGAAGUAUUCAAAUUCUCUCUCUCUCUCUCUCUCUCUCUCUCUCUCUCUCUCGUCUUCCACUCAAUUUUUGCGGACUUUUUAGAUAUUUUUGUUGUUUAAGGAUGAGGUAGAUUUUGCUUCCUAUUCAUUCUUUUUCUGAUUUUCUCUCCUUCCUUGCUUCAUUGCUGCUCAACGGUUCCUUCCUUUUAUCUGCUUGAUUCCCAAAUUUUGACUUCUGUUUCAUGCGUGUCUGCUUUUUAUGGAUGUGCUUGAGUCGUGCUAUGCUGUUUGAGAAUGGGUGAAGUGGUCGUGGCGACGUGUGAACAGGCGAUGGAGGUCGGGUUGGAGACAGAGGAGGAUCAGAGCAAGAAGAUGGUGCGGUGGGAGAAGUUUUUACCCCGGAUGGUGCUUAGAGUAUUACUUGUGGAAGCGGAUGAUUCUACUCGUCAUGUUAUCGCGGCCCUUCUUCGGAAAUGCAGUUACAAAGUGGCUGCGGUUCCUGAUGGACUAAAGGCAUGGGAGACGUUGAAGCAAAAAGCUUCUGAAAUAGAUAUCAUUUUAACUGAAGUGGAGUUGCCAUCAAUAUCUGGAUUUGCACUCCUUACUUUAAUCAUGGAACAUGAUAUAUGCAAGAACAUUCCUGUCAUAAUGAUGUCUACUCAUGAUUCAGUUAGUUUGGCAUUGAAAUGCAUUUUGAAAGGUGCAGCUGAUUUUCUCAUAAAGCCUGUUCGGAGGAAUGAGCUGAGGAACUUGUGGCAACAUGUAUGGAGAAGACAUGAGAUUAGCCGGCAACCCCAAAAUUUGACAUUUCUGCAGAAAAAACUGGAAGCUGCUUCUGAAAAUGAUGCUGCAAGUAGUGGUUCUGUGGCUUCCACACAGAAAAGUAAUGGACACCCUGAGAAAGGGAGUGAAGCCCAAGGUACAUCCUAUGUGAAGAGUUCUUCCAAUCUGAGCAACAUUGACACGAUGCAGCAUGAAGACUCAACCAUAUUGGGAUUGGAAAAGCUGUCAGUUAAGCAUGACAAUGAAGUUGGAGAGAAAUCAGUGGCAUUGUUAUCAACGGCAGCAAAGUUUGACAAGAACUUUAAAUCAACAGACUCUGGGCAGGAUCACGGACGUGAUUGUCCUGAAAAGAAGAAUCAAGUUGAAGUUCUUAGAGCAGAGCCAAGCAGAGACAAUCCUGAUGACACACAGAUUCAUGAAUGCAACCAUGGACUGGUAGAAGGAGUUAUUGAUUUGAUUGCCACAUUGAAGAAUCUACCAGACAUUUAUGAUGAAAGCUGUAAUCUCAGUGGUGUUGGUACAAAGAAGGUUGAUUUUGAUCCACGAUUGGAACUUUCUCUAAGACAAGAUUUUCCUGGCAGCUCUUCGAAGCAAACGACUGACGAAAAACAGGCAUUGAACCAUUCAAAGGCUUCUGCCUUUUCUUGGUAUAACGGGUGCAAGUUUCCAUCACCAUUGGGAAGCUCUGCUAAAGCAGGUGGAAACAGGGGGAAUUCUUGUGAAGCCAGUAAAUUAUCCGGAAGAACUGUUGGUACUUCCCGACAAUUUGGCGGCACGAAUCAUACUUCAGAGAAUAAGACAACCCUUGACAUUGAUCGGUUUGUUCAGGUCGAAAGACAGUUGUCAAACAGUCAACUUGGACCAUUUCCUGCUGCUGCUGUUACUUCUGAUAAUAAGCCUACUGGGUACGGAUAUGGUUUUCCAAUGUUCUACGCGCAAUCUGAUGUUCAUUCCACGCAAGUUCCAAAACCUAACUGCCCGAAAGAGAGUUUUCCUUCUCCCAUUCUCAAAAGUAACUCUUUCCAGUCCAAUCCUGAAAGUUACAAUUCAGAACAACGUUAUCACUGUUCUGAUGAUCCCAUCUGUACUUCUCGUGAUAAAACUGCAAAUGAAAAGAGCAAUUUGGAUCCUGCCGGGCGGCAUUCUUCUGCUGUUGAUCAGAGCACUAGUAACACCUCAUGCCAUGAUACUGCAAAUCAGAAUAAUAAUGAUGAUGACAAUACUAGUGCAUAUAAACUCGCAUGUAAGAUUGAUGGAAAUGCUUCUUCAGCUGCAGUGGUUAAGAGAAACCCUGAAAAUUAUGGGGACAGUGGCCAUAGUUAUGAUGGAUAUAGAGGGACAGAUUCUCAUUGUCCCAGCCAAAGAGAAGCUGCUCUAACGAAGUUCCGAAUGAAGCGGAAAGAGAGGUGCUAUGAGAAAAAGGUCCGAUAUCUAAGCAGGAAAAGACUAGCAGAACAGCGUCCUCGGGUUAAAGGGCAGUUUGUGCGCCAGAUGCAUAAUGAUGAUCAUCCCGUUGCUGAUGUUGAUGGUGGUUCCUGAAGUUUGUCUUAUGUCUUACUCCAUUGCAUUGCAGAGUUCAACAUUGAUUUCUGUGAAGGAUUAGCCGUAGAGUUUGUGUGGCUGGUGGAAACUUAUUCUCUCGUUUUUUUUUUUGGGUAGUGUGAGGCAAGAGAGUUAGGAUGAUAACUUACAAGGUAGUGGUUUUGUCGUUCUUAGUGGUUUCAUUUAGCUGGUCAGUCAAUGAUAAGUUUAGGGUUGUAAUUAUCAAGUGAGAUACUGGGAUUUCUUUAAUUUCCUGAUUUUACAUAAUUGUAUAUGCUUUCCCCCGAUGGGUACUGCUAAUUCAUGGCCAUGGGUUUGAUUUCUCAUUAA
Prosopis cineraria is the source of this 2637-nucleotide messenger RNA. RefSeq names its product two-component response regulator-like APRR3. The transcript has 8 exons. Gene Ontology annotation, biological process: cytokinin-activated signaling pathway; phosphorelay signal transduction system. The coding region runs from base 277 to 2304 and encodes 675 amino acids. NCBI's taxonomy places the organism in Eukaryota, Viridiplantae, Streptophyta, Magnoliopsida, Fabales, Fabaceae. Gene Ontology annotation, molecular function: protein binding. The record is from RefSeq and is a predicted model, not a curated record.